AUGAAUCUUCCAUGGGUAACGUGGAGUGGAACCUGGACUCAGCAGAGGCUGUUUGCCCUACCCGACAAGAGAGGAUCCUGUCAGAGCCAUGUCAGCGCCAGACCAUCCCAAAAUCUAAAGCUAUGUCCUCCUCGCAGGAGUGUCCUUAAGGACCCUUUAUUCUGGCUCACCACCCUGGAGCCAUCAGCUGGGGCCUGUCUGGAACGAGCCUUCUCCAGCCCCAUCUAUCACCCAAUAACAGGCUCCAGGCAGGAUGUUUACUUUACGAUGAACUAUAAGCGACUAUUUCGGAUUAAUUCCAAGACUUGUUGGACUCCGACAACACGCCAGGAAACGACCUCUGCCAUUCCAAUCCGACACUCACCCGCAGACGGAUACUCGAACCUCCGGACACUGCAACUCCCGGACACCCUCUACUUCGGCAAGAGGACAGACUCCCGAACUGUGGGACUACCACUAAGGGAGUGGGGAGCCCUGAGCUGGUACGGGACAUCGCGAGCUCCCGUGCCGCCCAUAACAUCGCCGACACGGCAUCACUCACUCGAGGAUCGGCCUGUCUUGGAGAAAUAUUGCCCCCUAUACUCUCGAUAUUUAUAG
Messenger RNA from Nezara viridula (southern green stink bug), 597 nucleotides. The record is from the annotation of a GenBank genome assembly. Lineage: Eukaryota; Metazoa; Arthropoda; Insecta; Hemiptera; Pentatomidae.